This is a messenger RNA of Colletotrichum scovillei, 1197 nucleotides long. RefSeq lists its product as uncharacterized. Lineage: Eukaryota; Fungi; Ascomycota; Sordariomycetes; Glomerellales; Glomerellaceae. The record is from RefSeq and is a predicted model, not a curated record. Gene Ontology annotation, biological process: lipid catabolic process. The coding region runs from base 1 to 1197 and encodes 398 amino acids. Gene Ontology annotation, molecular function: triacylglycerol lipase activity. The transcript has 3 exons.
AUGCUGCUGAUUCCGUUUACGUUGAUCUUCGGGCAAGUGGUUUUGCAAGCGCUUGCAGCCGAUAUUGGCCAAGCGAGCAGUUUCAAUAUCACGCCUGAAGUGGCUCAGAGAUAUAAUUGCAGCGAAACUUGCCAAGAAGCAAUCCAAACUGGCAAUGAGGGCGAUAUAGGGAUCUUCGGAACCAACUUCGACUUCGACUUCUACGAAACCGCUGCCAACUUCACAGGCUCCAAGCCCGGCGAUAUCCUCAAGAUUCAGCCCGUAAUCCCCACCAACAUCACCGUGCCCGCCGGUGUUGCCGUCUACAAGAUCCAAUACACCAGCGCCGACAUCGAUGGCUCCCCUAUGCCCCCCUUCAAUCUCAUCGCCUACGCACACGGAACCAGCGGAGUCUUCCGCGGCUGCGCUCCUUCGACGUCACCCAGCCUGUUCGACUACCAAAGCUGGUCACCGCUCCUAAUUGCAGGAUACGCUGUCGUUGCUACCGAUUAUGCCGGCUUGGGAAACAAUUAUACCGCCCACAAGUAUCACAAACUCGUCCAAGAUUCGGCCAGUGGAUACCUGGGAGGUGUUGCUGUGGCACCUGUCACCAAGAUCUACGACGCGCUGGUUGCCAUUGACUCGCUCCGCAAUGUCACUCAGACCGGAGGAGACGACCACGACUUCCUUGCCCUGGGCGUAAUUCCAUCUGCCGUACUUGGCAUCAAGGCAACAUUUCCAGAUUACGACGCUCCCGCUAUUUCAGCCAAGCUGAAGAACAGGAUCGACCUAGCAAAGGUCGGACAGUUAUGCGACAACGCCAUCUCAGGUCUCACAGUUGACCUCCGCCUCGACGCCCUGUCCAAUCGCACCGCCGCAUCCGACACGCGUCUGAAAGAGUUUCAAGAGUUGAACGCUCCGGCUCAAGGUGACCGCGCCUCAAAGCCGCUGCUUUUGGUUCUUGGAGAAGAUGAUACCAUUGUCUCAGAGGAGUCCGGCGCUGCCUCGUUCGAAGAGACCUGCGCCUACGGAAACCCUGUUCAUAUGAGUAUCUAUCCCGGCUUAGACCACUCUGCUGUCUUGACGGCAGCAACACCUGAGUGGCUCGCGUUCUUCCAGGACCGAUUUGCCGGAAAAGCUCUCGGGGAGGGUUGCUCGAAUGAGACCAAGAUUCCUUUUGACCUAGAACAUGCCCAGAGGCCUCUGGAUAGCUACUGA